Messenger RNA from Plutella xylostella (diamondback moth), 1430 nucleotides. RefSeq names its product odorant receptor Or2-like. NCBI's taxonomy places the organism in Eukaryota, Metazoa, Arthropoda, Insecta, Lepidoptera, Plutellidae. Gene Ontology annotation, molecular function: olfactory receptor activity; odorant binding. Gene Ontology annotation, cellular component: plasma membrane. Gene Ontology annotation, biological process: detection of chemical stimulus involved in sensory perception of smell; sensory perception of smell. The record is from RefSeq and is a predicted model, not a curated record.
AUGUUAAAGAAGCUAAAGCAUAGUUUGAACGAUGGCACUCAGGCGCUGCUGGGCCCCAACAUCGCACUGCUGCGGCUGGCGGGGCUGUACCUGCCGGCGGGGCGGGGCGCGCGCGCCGGGUGCCUGCUGCUGCACGCGCUGGGCACCGCGUUCAUAGUGCUGCAGUACGUGGAGCUGUACUUCAUCAGCGACGACCUGCACCUCGUCGUGCUCACGCUCAAGAUCAACAUGGUCAGCACCAACGUGGUGAUGAAGGCGUUCUGCUACGUCGUGUUCAAGCGGCGCUGGCGCGAGCUGCUGCGGUACGUGGCGGCGGCGGACGAGGCGGAGCGCGCGCGGCCCGCCGCCGCCGCCGCCGUGCGCCGCUACACCGCGCUGAGCCGCCGCGUCACCGCCGCCUUCUGCACGCUCAGCGCCCUCACCGGCGUCACCGUGGUGCUCGGGCCCUACAUCAAGUGGCUGUCGGAGCGGUACCUGGACGGCGCGCCGCACCCCGCCGUGGACCUCAUCUACCAGGCCUACGUGCCGUGGGACAAGACGACCCCGCGCGGGCGGCUGCUCGCCAAUAUCUGGUUCGCGCUAGGCACGCUGUACGGCUGCACGGUGUUCACGGCGUUCGACGUGGCGGCGGUGGUGCUGAUGCUGUUCCUGGGCUGCAAGCUGCAGCUGCUGGCGGCGCGCUGCGAGCGGCUGUUCGCGCCUGCACCCGCCCCCGACCGCUUCUGGGAGACCGUGCGCGAGGUGCACACUGAACACGUCCUGCUCAUCAAGUACUCGCGGGUGUUCAACUCGCUGGUCUCCCCGGUGAUGUUCCUGUACGCGCUGCUCUGCUCGCUCAUGCUCUGCACCACCGCCUUCCAACUCACUUCCAUGCCGAUGAAUAUAACAGAAAAGAUCAUGACGGUCGAAUAUCUGAUAUUCGGCGUGGCGCAGGUGUUCAUGUUCUCCUGGUUCAGCAACGACGUACUGUGGAAGAGCCAGCAAGCCUCGUAUGGAGUGUACUGCAGCGCGUGGCCAGACGCGUGGCCGACGGCGGCGGGGGUGGCAGCGGGGGCUGCGGGGGCAGCGGGUGCGGGGGUGGAGGCGGCGGCGGGGGUGGCAGCGAGGGUGGCAGCGGGGUCGGCGGGGGCGCGGCGCGAGGCGGCGGCGCGGCGGCAGGCGCUGCGGCUGCUGGCGGGGCAGCUGGCCACGCCGGUGCGCUUCACCGCCGGGCCCUUCGCCGACCUCACGCUCGCCAACUUCAUCAACAUACUCAAAGGAGCCUACAGCUACUACACAUUACUUAAAGAUUAAUCUUUAAACAAAUAGUUAAGUAUUUUGUUUGAUUAGAAAAAUAAAAAAAAUCAAGUUUCUUACCUCUUUUUGUAAUGAGGAAUUUUCAACCAUACACAACAACUUCUACAAAAAACUGCCUAUAUAAAUGGCGCUAG